Trypanosoma grayi is the source of this 2502-nucleotide messenger RNA. RefSeq lists its product as hypothetical. The record is from RefSeq and is a predicted model, not a curated record. Gene Ontology annotation, molecular function: protein binding. The coding region runs from base 1 to 2502 and encodes 833 amino acids. The transcript has a single exon. Lineage: Eukaryota; Euglenozoa; Kinetoplastea; Trypanosomatida; Trypanosomatidae.
AUGAUAGGGAGGCUGCAGAAAAUAAAUAUGCAAAGUGGGGAAACCAUCGGUGAAGUCGACAAGGUGUUCAUUGCGGCUUCACCCGUGGAAACGAUGGUUACGUGUGGCCACUACGUGUGGAUGGCCUUAGCGACCGGCGCGGAAGUGCGCAAUGCCCGCUCUGCUGAGCCCGUACAUGGAUGGAACACCAACUCACAGAACGACAAGGGGACUGGUGGUAUCUUGUCGCUGCUUACCGUGCCGACGCGAAGCAAAGGUUCGCAGGUGUGGAUGGGUCUCUCAAACGGCAGCGUCGAGGCGUACGAUGCGCAGUCAUUCCUGAUGGUGCGGCAGCUGGCGCGGCACGCCGGUGGGGUGUACUGCCUCGCGGAGUUCGGCGGCUACGUGUACUCGGGGAGCAGCGACUUCAAAAUCGCGCAGUGGGACGCCGAGGAUGGGCGGCUUGUGCGCAUGCUGCACGGGCACAACAACUACGUACGCUGUCUGUACGCGGAGGGUAGCGCGGUUGUGAGCGGCUCCGACGACUGCAGUGUGCGGGUGUGGGACGCGGGGAGCGGGGAGGCGCAGCUGACGGGGCAUUUCCACGGCCGCGCGGGUGUCUCUGCGCUGUGCCGCGUCGGUGUGACGAUGUGGUCGGGUGACGAUGCGGGGCGUGUGAUUGCGUGGAAACUGAGCACGUGCGAGGCGCUGCGUGUCCUGCAAGCGCACGGCGGCCGCGUCGCCUCGCUGCGCAAGGUCGGCUCGCGCGUUUACUCUGGUGGGGCGGACGGCAUCAUUGCCGUGUUUGACGCGGAGGACGGCCAGCUGCUGCAGCGUGUCGAGGACCACCGAGGCGGCCGCAUUACAGCUCUUGUUGCUCCAUCCGAGCUGCGUCGUUUCUGCAUCUGGUCGAGCGGAACAGAUGGCAUGGUUCGUUGCUGGUAUCACGACGAGUAUGUGUCUAUGACGGAUGAUCAGGAGAGAUUCACUGAAGGUUUUUGGUAUCUUACUGGCUCCACGCCAUAUCGUGAGUUUCGCGAUAGUGUGGUGAAGCACUGUAAUGCUCUGCGCGAGAAGCUGAGGGUUGCAGAGAGAGAAAACGCACGCAUGUUGGAUGUGGUGAGUCUCUCCAAUGCGUCUCUGAGUCCGAGUCACGUACAACAGCAGGAGGCAAAGCUUCAGGUAGAGUACCGCUUCGCCAAAGAGCGACAGGGAAUUGUCGAAAGUGAUCUUCAGAAGGGGAGAGAGACGAUGCAGCGGCUCGAGAAAGAGACAGCCACUGUUCUUGAACUUCUACGUGUGGCCCAAGCCGAAUUAAGAGUGUUGGAUCCGACCGCAGUCUUUGCCACCCCGGGGAUGAUGGUUAACGUUAAUAGUGGUGCAACAGAAGGAAGCACAAUACCGUUUUCCUCUUCCACGAGGGCUGGUGGGCAGACCCUGGGCGUCUCGUCACUGCCUCUAGGUGUUUCGGUCCCUGGGGUCGGAACCUUACCGACGGUCCCUCCCAGCGGUGUUGCAGGCGCUGGAACGGCAGAAACUUUAACUUCACAGGGGGCACCUGCGGUUCCGCCCCCGCUCUCAAACUCCCUGUAUGAGGCUAAGCCACAGCCAUAUUCAGCUAUCACCCAGCCUUUAGGAGGCACUCCAUCAACUGCAGAAUCUGCGCAACCUUCCUCUUUGGUGACCCAGCCACUAGGAAGCAUUCGAUUUACGGGAGCGACGCCACCACUCUCUUCAGCUGUCGCACAGCCUUUAGGGGGCACUGCUUCGACUGCAGAAUCUGCGCAACCUUCCUCUUUGGUGACCCAGCCAUUAGGAAGCACUCGAUUUACGGGAGCGACGCCACCACCCUCUUCAGCUGUCGCACAGCCUUUAGGGGGCACUGCUUCGACUGCAGAACCUGCGCAACCUUCCUCUUUGGUGACCCAGCCACUAGGAAGCAUUCGAUUUACGGGAGCGACGCCACCACCCUCUUCAGCUAUCACUCAGCCUUUAGGGGGCAAUGCUGCUGUCGUGGGAGCAGUAGCAACACCGCAGCCGUAUUCUUCGACUCUUCAGACGUGGGGCAAUACGGGAGUUGUACCAGGAGGAGUAGCACCACAACCAAGCACUGCGCAAGGUCCAGGUGUGUCAGGUGCGGCAGAUGUUCUCGCGUAUCCGAGCUCUGGUGCAGUUGGUGGCGCCUCUGCAACCGCGACUCCGGCAGUUCCCUCGAUGUUUCCAGGCGCAGUCGCAAAGCCGUGCCCAGUGGACGGUGCACCCGCCGGCCUCCCACCCGCGCAGGUGCCGCCGCGGGAAGGCAUAUCAUUGGAUGCGUUGGCACGCGCCGCAGCCGUAGAGGGAGGUGGCGGAUGGCAUGGCGUGCAGUGGACGAAUAAGAACGUUGGGUAUUACAUCCAGCGACGUUAUUAUGGUGCGGAGCCCAGCCUUCGAGCGCCCGCCCUUGAAAAGCGACAGCUGCGUCAAAAGCGAAUGCCAAGCGUCAAGGUGGAACCCCGUAAAGUGAAGAAAAACACAGAGUAG